AUGGCCUGGAGGAUGCUGAUCGAGCGGCACCUUGUUCCAGUGACCGAGAGGCGUGUGGGGCGAUUUGAUGAAUAUUUGCACGUUCUUGCGUCCCCCGUGGUAGUGAGUCUAGUGGAAGCCUGGAGACCUGCGCUGGAGAAAAUGUUCGCGGUGUACUCUCGCCUUGACGCAGCGAUGGGGUACGCGACAUCUGAUACGGCGGCCUCCAUUCUGGAGCAGGCCAGCAACACCAUGAGCUACGCAGAAUUCCUGCAUUUGUGCGCAGAGAAGCGCGUUGCUCCGGAGCUUGUGAACAUAAAGGAGCUCGAAGGGGUUUUCAGGCGCACCAACGCACCAUCCAACAGCGGCAAGGAAGACAUGAUACAGGAUAUGAACUACCAAGAAUACGUGGACGCUCUGUGCCUCAUCGCACUUUAUGUGUAUUCCAAGCCUGCUUUCAGCCGUCAAAAUAACAUGCCGGCACAAAAAAUCGAGGCCUUCUUCACAUACAUAGGCCUCAAGAAGCCGACUGAAGGCCAGGGACAACCUGAAACCCAAAAAGUGCUGAAAGUGCCACAAACCGUGGACCCCUAUGCGGAGUGGUGGGGAAUGAAAUUUGAUGACAACAACGGAACCGAACUGGGGCCAGACCACAUCCCAUCACUGAUUCUCGAGUCUGCCAUUCCUCCAGAAGCAUGCCCUCCCGAGGUUGGUGCCAUUCUAGAAGCCGCUUUCGAAGCGCACAACGACUCCAGACUAGAAGAAUCUCUGGGCAAGUACGCGGAGGCGAAAGAUAUGUGGCUAGACGUCGUGAAGAGGGAAAAACUCUCCCCUAACGGCGUCCUUCCGGUGGAAGAGAAGCUCUACUUCGCGGUGGCAUGCGGUGGCGUUCACCAAAGCGGCGGGCAGUACGCGAAGGCCAUGGACCUGUACCAGGAGGCCUUCCAGGAGGUGAGCAUCCCGGUGCUGAUGCAAGGGGUGUCUACGGAGCACCAUAGCAUCGCCUCCGUGGAACGAACCGCCCUUGCAUGGCCCUUAGUGUCCAGGAGUUUUUCAAUUGGCGCAGUUGGGAAGCAGAUGAACGCCCUAAUUUGGCAGUGCAUUAGGUGUCUCAAUUUUUGUUGA
Ostreobium quekettii is the source of this 1104-nucleotide messenger RNA. NCBI's taxonomy places the organism in Eukaryota, Viridiplantae, Chlorophyta, Ulvophyceae, Bryopsidales, Ostreobiaceae. The record is from the annotation of a GenBank genome assembly.